Molecule: messenger RNA, 574 nt
Organism: Zychaea mexicana
Lineage: Eukaryota; Fungi; Mucoromycota; Mucoromycetes; Mucorales; Lichtheimiaceae
Product: RNA recognition motif 2-domain-containing protein
Exons: 6
Coding region: 120-512 (130 amino acids)
Molecular function (GO): nucleic acid binding
Source: RefSeq, a predicted model, not a curated record
GGAGAGAAGCAAGAGUGUACAUGCUCUGUCUCUCUUGCUCUUGCUCUCUCUGAACCGACUGUCUUUGCGUACUUUGCUCCCAAAUUCCAACAUUAAAAGGGGAUACGCGAACAACUCUCAUGAUAAACAACAUACCACGAAAAUACACCCAGCAAAUGCUCAAGGAAGAAAUCGACGCUACCAACAAGGGAACGUACGAUUUUUUAUUUCUGAGUUUCGACUCAAGGCGCAAUCGCAACGUUGGAUACGCGUUUGUGAACUUCAUCAACGUUGGCUCGGUAAUUACAUUCGCCAAAAAUAGGAUUGGCAAACGCUGGAACCGCUUCAAUUCUGAAGACCGAUGCUCCAUUGAGUACGGCAACACGCAAGGAACAGUGGCACUAGUACGAAAGUACAAGGAUGAAAGGGUCGUCGGAGAAGACCACGGCCCCAAGCUCUACAUCACGAGUGGCCGCCACAUCGGGGAAGAAGAGCCCUUCCCCUUCCCCGUCACAAUGUUUAUGCUUUUCUAAAAAAAACUUAAAAAUUUACAAAAAAAAUAAAAAUACAUUUAUACCUUUGCUUAUACAAUUUG